Scaptodrosophila lebanonensis is the source of this 5581-nucleotide messenger RNA. It is a transcript of the gene Nup214, whose product is annotated as nuclear pore complex protein Nup214. Gene Ontology annotation, molecular function: structural constituent of nuclear pore; protein binding. Gene Ontology annotation, cellular component: nuclear pore. The transcript has 8 exons. Lineage: Eukaryota; Metazoa; Arthropoda; Insecta; Diptera; Drosophilidae. Gene Ontology annotation, biological process: protein import into nucleus; RNA export from nucleus. Bases 149 to 5290 code for a protein of 1713 amino acids. The record is from RefSeq and is a predicted model, not a curated record.
UAUUUACUUAACAAAUUGUAUUAGCAAGAUAUUUAAACGGUGUCCUGUGAAAUAUUUAGAUUUAGUAUCAAGCGUUCCAACUGGAAGUGGGCGAGCACAAAAUUCCAUCGGAUUUGACACACCAAUCAAUAAAUUAAACAAUAACGAAAUGGCGCUAAAUGCACCCGCCUGUAAAGACACACAGGACGUUCAGUUCAAAUUGCAUGACAAAUUCGUGGCUUUCAAAGAAUGCGGCGAGCCCCGCAGCAAUGUCCAAUUGUUGGCUAUAUCUAGCAGUCGCGGACUGCUCUUUGCCGGUAAUCCAAGCGCGCCAGAAAUGAAAGUUAUUAUCAUCAAGGACUUGGCAGAUGCGAAGAUGACCUGUAAGCAACCGCAGGCACGCCUGAUAUCAUUGCCUAGCACGCCCAAUUAUAUAUCGUGUAGCGCCGACGGAAAUCUUUUGGCUGUAAACUACACACAAAACGGCACCAGUUUGCUGGACAUUUACAGUGUGCAGUCGUUUAUGACUGCCACAGUGAAACCAGUCUAUAACAUUAGAUUGGCUCCAGAGGAUUAUGUCUAUGCAGUACAGUUGCUGUGGAAUCCUGUGCUGCCCAAUAACUUAGCUGUGGUCCUUAGCAAUGGGGGGUUGUGCAUGUAUGCUCUCAAGGAGGCUGGAAACUUUGACAUGCAGACGCUGGACAAGAGCAACCAGGUGAAAUGUGGCUGUUGGUCGCCCAAAGGCAAGCAAAUCGUUCUUGGAUUUCCCAGUGGCCAGCUACAACAGUUUAAGCCGGAUCUGACGCCUGCCAAAACGAUCGUGUGUCCGCCCAAUGUGCAUGAUGCGCCCUUCGACACCAUAGCCGUGCAUUGGCUGUCCACUUUCCAGUUUGCUGCCGUUUUCCUUCACCAUGGUGAGGAUUGCAACCCAGCCCUCUACAUUGUGAAUGCGCCAAAGGGAGCAGCGCCCACCUAUAUAAACUAUUAUGAUAUUUGCUAUAGUCUAAAUGGGCCACGCAAUCAUCAGUUUAUUUUCACGCAUGUGUCCCAAUGGAAUUUUUUGCUUGUCACUUCAGCGAAUGGUGUGGAAGUCGGCGUAAUGGGCACCACGGAGGCAGGUGACACGCCCACCUGGCAGCAACUUACUAUGUUAGAUGAGGCACGAAUUGAAAUGCCUCUAAGCGAGGGUUCGCAGGAGGAAACAUUUCCACUGGGCUUUGCCUACGACACCUCAACAACACACCAAUUAACUAUCAAUGAGCAGAAAUUAGGCAUCAUGCCAAUGGUACACGUUCUGAGCACAGAUGGCAAACUACUUGCCUUUGACUUUCUGAAUCUGAUGACUGGUGCGGUGUCAGUUUGUUCGCCGCCGCCGCCGUUGGCAGACACCUCCGGUCAGUUUCGAACGCUGGACAAAUUAUUGGGCGCCGAGAAUAAAGCAGCAGCUCCCGCGGCAGCUGCGCCUCCACCAAAGCCAGAGCCAACACCCAAAGCUGAAAUGUCCUUUGCCUUUCCUCCUAAUACCGUCACUUCGACGCCGGCAGCAGCAAAGGAGAAACCGUUGCCGUUCUUCCCUAGCUUAGGAGACCUGGGCAACAAAGCUCCGCCGGCUGCCGCUCCUGCAUCUGCACCUGCUCCCGCUCCAGUGUUAAGUUUUGGAGCGCCGACCGCAACAUUGCCUUCCUUUGGCAAUCCCACGGUCAAGCCAGUGUCUAGCUUCAGCUCCGGCCUCGAAUUAGUAAACAAUAAACCACUCUAUAUGGUGCCAAGCACAUUUGCGCCAGCAACAAACCAAUUAGCCAACGCUCAAAGCGACAGCCGGAUGCCAGUAGAGCAUCCGGAACUUAGCGAUAAUGACGUGGAGGAUGUGAUUAAUCAAAUAUUGGCCGUACAGAUAAAUGCCUUUAGUGAGGAGAUUCAACAAUUGAAGCGGCAAACGUAUUCGUUACUGGAAAAUCUUGAAAGUCCAUCUUCGAUUAAAUUCUAUAGCAAACGUCUGGAGGAUUUGCAAGAGCUGAAUGAACAGGCCCAGGACGUUGAUUUUGAACUGGAUGUGCAGGGAUUGCGUCAGUCAUUGAAUGAGUCCUAUGCUGUAGUAGCCGAGUGUCGGGCUCGUUUGGAAAUGCACAAAAAUCCUGAAAUAACGCGAUUAAUGACCUCAAACACCUUUGAUCCGACAUGUCAACGCAUUCUGAUGCGCCUUCGGAGUUAUGUUGCCGCAAACGAGGCCCAACUGCGCCUGGCAGAGCAGCAGAUUGAUACGCAAUGGGAUCAGUUUCAGGAUGUGAUUCGACGCAGAACCAAGUCGAAAAUGCACAUGCCGUGCCUGGAGGGUAUCUAUCAGCGUCUGACCCGACUUCAAAACAUAACGUCCGAUGAGCGUAUUAAGCUGAACAGCAUCAAGGCGAAGCUGAAGGAUCGUGGAUUAUUGCAGCCAGCUCUGUUGGGUAAGGACGCGAGUCGCACCCGCGUAAAUGAAACCAUCGAUAGCUUGGCCGAUUCAAUUCUGUCGAUGAGUUUUUCCCAGGUUGUGGAUAGAAAUACGAAGAAGUUGAGUAAAGACAAAUUGCAAGCCAUCCGUAAAGCGACGCAACAGGGUAAGAUCAAUGUAAUAAAACCACAGCGUCCGGAUCGCGUUGGACUCAAGUCUGAAGUCAUUUUGGAGACGAAAAUAAAGUCGGAACAAAAGAAAAGGGCCAGUGCGGCGGCUGCACAGAAGCCGCCCACAGCGCAUAAAGCCACUCAAGUGGCAACCGCGGUAUCGGCGCCAGCUGCACCUGCACCAGCACCACCACCAGUUAUUAAGACAAGCGUCGCAAAGCCGGCUAUUCAGCAGACACCAGUCAGCAGUCAGUUUAGUUUUGGCAACACAAGUUCCUCGUUUGUGAAGGCAACAGGCACAGUGACGACCGCAGCCACCAAUCUUCCCACGCCCAGUACAGUCGUUGAGUUAAGCAACAAGCCGGCGCCCGCAUUGUCCAUGUUUGGUGGUGCUGGUUCGGGUCUGGGCAGCAGCGGCUCCAUUUUCAACUUUAGCCAGGCGGGCGGUAUACCCAGCAAGCCCACCAUAUCAUUUGGCGGCAGCAAUUCGGCAGCACCCGCAACGGGCUUCUUUGCUGGUCUUGGCAGCAAUUUGGAUGCCAGUAAGAAUGCAACCACAAAACCGAAAGACACCACACCUCCCAAGGAAACGCCGGCAGUCGGUGGCAAACCGAUCGAAACUAAAAAAGAAACAACUGAUUUGAGGAAAAUGCUUCAGCCACCCAUUAAUGUUGGCGGCUUUGGCAGCACUAAUGAGGCACAAGCCACCAGCACAACCACAACCACGAACACCGCAUCAGCAAGUGCAUUCGGCUCGCAGUUUACAUUUACAGGCUUUGGCACGUCGCUCGGCAUUGGAGGGGCCUCCUCCACGGCUCCUACAACCGUUCCGAAAGCUGCACCUUUAGCAUUUGGAGUUGCCGCUCCAGUAAAGGAGCCGACCGCCUCACCAGCUACAGGUCUUUUUGCAGCUGCAGCUAAGGCGGCAACACAACCCGCCCCACCACCUACGGGUCUUUUUGCUACUGCCGCUAAGGCAGCCACACAACCUACGCCGCCUGCGACCGGUCUUUUCGCUGCUGCCGCCAAGACGGCAGCGGAAAUUGUGGAAAGCACCACCACUGCAACUUUCGAGAGCAAGGGCAGCAAUAUGUCAGUCGCACCUGCAAGCAUCGCCAGCGCGAAGAGCAGCGAAGCAGCAGUAACGGUGGUGACACCAGCAACAACAACUGCAGUGGCUUCAACCACCACUGAGUCCAAAGACAACCUCUUCGGAUCGGUUAACAUUUGCAAGCCAACAGUCAGAGAAGGCUCUGGAGACUCUGCAGGAAAUGUGCAGCCGGCCAAUGUCUUCAGUGGUUUUGGCAACAUCGCUGGCAAUGCUGGAAAUUUCCAGUUUGGUGCGGAUAUUAACGCCGGCGGCGAUGCCUCUCGUGGUUUAUUUGGAACCGCCACCACAGCAGCCGCAACAACAUCAGUAACAACAGCCACAUCUACGUCCACAGCGCCCAGCUCUGUAGCUAAUGUGGUUACCGCUGUGGCAACUAGUGCAGUCGGCACUGCAACCACCGCUCCUACCACCACGACAUCGCCCGACAGCAGCAGCUUCUCCUUCUCCAGUGUUUUCAACAGCUUAAGCACAACAUCUGCAACGCCAACAUUGACUUCGGCACCACCUGCCGCUUUUACAGCCGCAACUACGGCAACAACCACUGGAGGUCCAACCUCAAUAUUUGGCGGAGCAACUAGCUUUGCAACACCAACAGCAGCAGCAGCAGCAACCACAGCUGCAGCGAAUCCGUUUCAGUCGAAACCUUUUGAAGCAGCUUCACCUCCAGCACCCGCUGGUAACAUUUUUGGUGGUGCUCCAAAGCCGGAGCAGAGUGUCUUUGGUGGUUCAGUUACUGCUACGGCACCACCCAGCGGACUAUUUGGGUCAGUUGCCAUUUCCAGUCCAUCGCCGUUUAGUAAUCAGCCAGCGGCGCCUGCAUCUGGUGGCAAUAUAUUUUCUCAAGCGGCCAACACGUUUGGUGGUUCUCCGGGCGCACCGCCUUCCACUUCUAUAUUUGGUGGUGCUGGUGCUGGUGCUGCUUCUACCACUUCGCCAUUUGGCGGCUCUUCUAUUUUUGGUGGCGGAAGUGCGAACACCACAAAUCAAAGUCCAGCAGGCGCCACAGCUCCUGCGGGUGGUUCCAUUUUUGGCCAGAGUGUGUUUGGACAAGCCGCUGCCAAUGCAACGCCAGUUUCUGGCGGCAACCUUUUCGGUGGUGCGGCCAGUGGUGGUUCCAUUUUUGGCGCCGCCAAUACUGCCACAGGUAAUGCCACUUCAGGUGGUUCGCUCUUCGAGAGUAGCUCGCCUGGCUUUGGUUUAUUCUCACAGACAACGCCCGCUUCUGGCGGUUUCGGUGCCUUUGCCCAAGGUGGUGCGUCUGUGGCACAGUCUGGCUUUGGCUCGAUGCAGCCCCAGCAACAACAGCAACCAGCAGCUGGUGGCUUCGGUGCCAAGCCCGUGUUCGGUGGUUCACCUAGUUUUGGCAGUCCGCCCACUUUCGGUGGCGCAGCCACUUUCGGCAGCCCCAAAGGUUUUGGGGCUUUUGGUAAUGCUACAAGCACCACCACACCGUCUGCGUUUGGUGCAGUAGCUCCAGCACCGAAGGGCAACAUAUUUGAGACUUUGGGCUCUCAGGAGUCGGGUCUAUCGUUUGGAAAUCUGGCUCAGACAGGCAACACCAAUGCUCAGAAGCCAGCCUUUGGCGGCUCAGGAAUAUAACGCAUUUGGUAUUGAAACUUGUUUAAAUCAAAGCAAAAUAUCGCAAGAAUAUAUAUACCAUGCUGGCCGCAGAUUGAAUUAUCCUGGCAGUUCCUUAAAUAAAGCUUCUGUUUGAUUCUAUCCCUCCGGAACAGCUGUGAAGUGAAGACCUGACAGCUUUGGUUAUAGUUAGGGAAAAACAUUCCCCUCCCGAAGCGAACGGAUUCUUUACGCUCUCCACCCUUCUAAUUUUGUAAAUAAAUAUUCACGAUUCCUAUUCUUAAACCUAUUGUGCUCCCUAUUUGAAAAUUA